Molecule: messenger RNA, 3900 nt
Organism: Phlebotomus papatasi
Lineage: Eukaryota; Metazoa; Arthropoda; Insecta; Diptera; Psychodidae
Gene: snu
Product: ABC transporter G family member 23
Exons: 10
Coding region: 962-3298 (778 amino acids)
Biological process (GO): transmembrane transport
Cellular component (GO): ATP-binding cassette (ABC) transporter complex; membrane
Molecular function (GO): ABC-type transporter activity; ATP binding; ATP hydrolysis activity
Source: RefSeq, a predicted model, not a curated record
CUUGAGAAUGAUGUGAUCAUGGAUUGUCAGAAGAGAAUUUUCUUCAUUUAUUUCUUCAGGUAUUAUCAAUAUACUUUCUUGUUUCAGUCUAAAAGAUCUACGUAUUUUUUUUUAAAUUUAAGCAUGAAGCAAUAGUGUGUAAUAUUAUUUUUCUCUUUUUUCCCUUUCUCCGAUGCAUUGCUUGAGUGUAGUAACAAAUUGUAUGAAUACAAGUGAUUUUAAUAUCAUUUUCAUGCAUUAAUAUUACAUAGAAUUUAAUAUGAAAAAAAACACGGAGGUAUGGUGAAUAUAUUGAAGCUAGUUACCUAUGCGAGUAGACUGUGAUUUUACCUGACCAUAGGUACGAUGAGACAUACACAGAAACAAUCAUGAAGAAGUGUUGUGAGAAAUCAACAGUGGUUACAGGGGGAUCCCCUCUCUUUUUCUCAGCAAAUACAUCAAUUCCUUUGUGUGGUAGUUACCACGGAGGUGAACGAGACUCCAAGUUGUAGUUCCAUAGAGUGAAAUUUUUUAUAACGCUUUUAGUUUCAAUCGCGACUCAAUCGUAAUGUGGUGAUCUCUGUGUCAUGGUGGAAGAUUUUGUUCAAUUUUCAAUUAGAAAAUUUCAUCUAUUUCCUUUUCUCGUUACCGUGCUAUAAACCAGAGAAAUUUCUUGUGUCUGUUUUUCCUGCUGUGUAAAAUAAUCCUAUAUUUGCAUAACUCUACAAAUCAAACAUAUCUGGAAUAUUUGUGAAUUUCUCUAAAGCUCAACUUUGCAAUUGCAUUAGUUCACAUGAGCUACGAAAUUUCAUCACUCAAGUGAUCUCUUCCUGAAGAAUCUUAUGGAUUUGUGGACGCGGAAUAGGUGAAGUGUUAGAGACAAUACACAUCCUCAUACUACUUUUCACACUUUUUGGAUAUAAAAGAGAACCUAUUAGUUGGCUGUACAGAAAGUGUUGAGUAAUCAACAUCGAAAAAAAAAAUGAUGGAAAGUGUACCACCACCAUCGGACAAGAGGAGACUCAAGAAAAUGUUUAGUUGGACCGACGAUGGUACAGGAGGCAGUGAUACAAACGUAACAACUAUCGAGGAUGGGGGAACCAUGUGGAACAGACAGCAACAGGCUGUCUCAGUGCGGCAUGCCUUUAAACAGUAUGGAUCUAAGUCAAAACCAAAUCAAGUACUCAGUAACCUCAAUAUGACAGUUGCCAAAGGGACAAUAUAUGGCCUCUUGGGUGCCUCUGGAUGUGGCAAAACAACACUCCUCUCCUGUAUCGUUGGCCGUAGACGUCUCAACUCAGGAGAAAUAUGGGUCCUUGGUGGGAAACCAGGCACUAAGGGAUCAGGUGUUCCGGGAGCUCGGGUUGGAUAUAUGCCACAGGAAAUUGCCCUUUAUGGAGAAUUCACAAUCAAAGAAACUAUGAUGUACUUUGGCUGGAUCUUCGGCAUGCACACAUCAGAGAUUAUGGAGAGACUUCAAUUUUUGCUCAAUUUCCUCGAUUUGCCAUCGCAGAAUCGUCUAGUAAAAAAUCUAAGUGGUGGUCAACAAAGGAGAGUAUCAUUCGCUGUGGCUCUUAUGCACGAUCCAGAACUGCUUAUUCUGGAUGAGCCAACUGUUGGUGUGGAUCCACUUCUACGACAGAGCAUAUGGAAUCAUCUUGUACAUAUAACCAAAGCUGGUCAAAAGACAGUUAUUAUAACGACACACUAUAUCGAGGAAGCUCGACAGGCGCAUACUAUUGGCCUUAUGCGCUCUGGUCGUCUUCUAGCUGAGGAGUCCCCACAGGUCCUUCUUUCCAUGUAUCGGUGCCAGAGUCUAGAGGAUGUAUUUCUUAAAUUGUCACGAAAACAGGGUGCUAAUGGGGCUGUCGCCACCACAGAACCAAUGAACAUAAGUAACAAUAUCUCCCUAUCAGCCUUAGCAUUCGGAAAUAAGAAAGACAACCCCGUCUAUGUUAGUCAAGAGAGUGGCGUUGUGGGUCUGAAUUUUCAUCAGAGUAAAGAGAUCCUUAUUAGUGAUGCCAAUGGAUCCACUCUAGGAAUUAAUGAUUCUCCACCACAUCCUCCUAAUGCUGCAAUUGAUUGCGACGAUUGUGGAAGAUGCUCGAACUGUUUUAAUAUUACCUCCCGAGGAAAAAUACGUGCUCUUCUUCAGAAGAAUUUUCUUCGAAUGUGGCGAAAUGUUGGCGUUAUGCUUUUCAUUUUCGCUCUCCCUGUUAUGCAGGUGAUACUCUUCUGUUUGGCAAUCGGAAGAGACCCUACUGGACUCAAGUUGGCCAUAGUUAAUCAAGAAAUAACUGGAGAUAAUUGCACAUUUAAUGAAGGAUGCAAGUUUGGUAAUCUAUCUUGUCGCUAUUUAAGCCAUCUUAGCCCCAACAUCGAUCAAAAUUAUUAUCCUGACCCAGACGCAGCGAUAAAUGCUGUAAAAGAAGGCAAUGCUUGGGGAGUUCUCUAUUUCACAGAUAACUUUACGGAUGCUUUGGUUGCAAGAAUAUCACUAGGACGUGAUUCCGAUGAUGAAACACUGGAUCAGUCGGAAAUCCGUGUGUGGCUAGACAUGUCAAAUCAACAGAUUGGAAUUAUGCUAAAUAGGGAUUUGCAACUGGCUUACAGGGACUUUGCACAGAGUUUAUUGAAAACAUGUGGAAAUAAUCCGAAACUUGGCGAUGUUCCCAUUCAAUUUGAAGAACCCAUCUAUGGAACAAAUGACCCAUCGUUCACGGAUUUUGUGGCGCCAGGAGUAAUUUUAACAAUCGUCUUCUUUUUGGCCGUGGCUCUUACGUCGUCCGCACUCAUCAUCGAACGUACUGAGGGUCUUCUGGAUCGUUCAUGGGUAGCAGGUGUAACACCUACAGAAAUCUUAUUCUCACACGUGAUCACGCAGUUUGUGGUAAUGUGUGGCCAAACUGCCCUUGUGCUCAUCUUCAUGAUUCUUGUCUUCGGUGUAACAUGCAAUGGUGACAUUUUCUGGGUCAUUGUGCUUACACUGCUCCAGGGUUUGUGCGGAAUGUGCUUUGGCUUUGUAAUUUCUGCCAUUUGUGAACUAGAGCGCAAUGCUAUUCAACUGGCCCUUGGAUCUUUCUACCCAACACUUCUCCUUUCCGGUGUCAUCUGGCCCAUCGAGGGCAUGCCCGAAUUUCUAAGAUACAUUUCACUGGGUCUUCCAUUAACGAUGGCCACUACAUCAUUGCGAUCAAUGCUAAGUCGAGGAUGGGAAAUAACCGAACCCGAUGUCUAUUUUGGAUUCAUAUCAACCAUCCUCUGGAUUGUGGGAUUCCUUAUCAUAACAUUAACCGUACUUAAAUUUAAGCGUGGUUAAUCUUAGUACCUAUUUAUUUGAGCUAAAAAAUUAAUUAUUGUUAAUUUUGUAAUGAGUAACGGAAUAAUUGCUUUGUGGUGUACAAUAAUUUAUCAAAAUAUUUCACAAUUAAGGUAUUGUAUAUUUUCAGUUUUGCAUAUGAGUGCAAAAAAACAACAAUGACAAGGAAAAUUCCAAUUAUAAUCACAACGUGGAGAAUCUCUGCAUUGCUUUUUGGCCUGAUUUUGAAAUUCGGCAUUAUUAUAUGUUUUAAUACGGAAGUUUGAGAAAAUAUGGGAAUCUUUGCUUCAAAUUCUACUUGAAUUUUCUUACUGUAGAUCUUCUGUUAGGUGAUAAACUUGUUUUCAUUCAUCCUUACUUUAAAAAUUUACAAUACAAGUCAUCAUUUCCUUCUUUAGAUUACUUAAUAUUUGCGGAGAAAGUGAAAAAUGGUUUAAAAGAAUGUCUGUGAUUUUUUACACACAAAAAAUCAUUCUGUAUAUGUUAGUAUGAAAUAGCUUGAAGUCCAUACAUGUAAUUUCAAGGAUCUAUUUGUAAUAUAAUAGGGGAAAGUGUAGAUAUGAUAAAAUAAAAAUUGAUUUUUAAUAAAAUGAUUGAGAGGA